AUGUCGUUUCUUCGCACUGCCUCCGCUUUGAAGACUGCCGCUAGCACCACUGUCAAGUUCAAUGCAGUUCGUGGCAUUACCACUGCCGCUCCUUCUGUGACUCAAACAUUCAACGGCCAAAAGAAGGAAAAUGGCAACUAUACAGUGACUCUUAUUCCUGGUGAUGGCAUUGGUCCCGAGAUUGCCGAAUCUGUCAAGAGAAUCUUUGCUGCUGCAAAGGCACCCGUCGACUGGGAAGAGGUUGAUGUGACACCUAUCAUCAAAGACGGAAAGACUGCUAUCCCUCAAGAUGCUAUUGAUAGUGUACGUCGUUCGACUGUUGCUCUCAAGGGUCCCCUGGCUACUCCAAUUGGCAAGGGUCACGUUUCGCUUAACUUGACCCUCCGCCGUACCUUCAAUCUUUACGCCAAUGUUCGUCCUUGCCGUUCGGUACAAGGCUACAAGACCCCUUAUGAGAAUGUUGACACGGUCCUUAUUCGUGAGAACACCGAAGGUGAAUACUCUGGCAUUGAACACGAGGUUGUCAAUGGUGUUGUUCAGUCGAUCAAGCUCAUCACUAAGGAGGCCUCUGAACGCGUUGCACGUUACGCAUUCACCCAUGCUGAGUCUGUUGGCAGAGACAAGGUUACCGCUGUUCACAAAGCCAACAUUAUGAAAUUGUCUGAUGGUCUUUUCUUGGAUGUCUGCCGACAAGUUGCUAAGGAGUUCCCCCACAUCAAGUUUGAUGAAGUGCUCUUGGACCGUGCUUGUCUUCACAUUGUUUCCGAUCCUUCUCUCUACGCUGACACUGUAAUGGUUAUGCCUAAUCUCUACGGUGAUAUUCUCUCGGAUAUGUGUGCUGGUUUGAUCGGUGGUCUUGGUUUGACACCAUCCGGCAACAUUGGUCGAGAUGCCUCCAUUUUCGAAGCUGUGCACGGCACUGCUCCUGAUAUUGCGGGCCAAGACAAAGCUAACCCCACUGCUUUGCUUUUGUCUGGUAUUAUGAUGUUGAGACAUAUGCGUUUGACCGAUCAGGCUGCCAACAUCGAACAGGCUGUCUUUAAGACUAUUGCUGAAGGCCAUGCUCUCACCGCUGACUUGGGUGGUCGCUCUUCAAACACCCAGUACACAAAUGCUGUUAUUCAGAAUCUCAAGGUCUAA
Lichtheimia ornata is the source of this 1140-nucleotide messenger RNA. RefSeq names its product isocitrate dehydrogenase, NAD-dependent. Gene Ontology annotation, biological process: isocitrate metabolic process; tricarboxylic acid cycle. The transcript is spliced from 7 exons. Bases 1 to 1140 code for a protein of 379 amino acids. Gene Ontology annotation, cellular component: mitochondrion. Lineage: Eukaryota; Fungi; Mucoromycota; Mucoromycetes; Mucorales; Lichtheimiaceae. The record is from RefSeq and is a predicted model, not a curated record. Gene Ontology annotation, molecular function: magnesium ion binding; isocitrate dehydrogenase (NAD+) activity; NAD binding.